CCUCCUCCUCCCCCCGCUCUCGCGACAGCUCCGCACAGAAAAUGGCCCCGCGGCCGCCCCGCCGCUGAUGCGCGACCCGGGCGGCGCCGGCCCCGCCGCAGCCCCGCAUCGCCGGGAGGAGCCGCCGUGUCCCCGUGCCCAGCUCCGGCCAGGACAUGAAGACAGAGAAGGACGAGGCCGUGGCCACCUUCUCCGUGCGGGGGAAAUUCGGCACAGAGGGGGCAGGCUGCAGUGCCCCGAUGGCGGUGGCGGGGAGCGCAGGGACCCCGGAGCUGCGGCCGCUGAAGCGCAGACCUGUCCCAGGGAAACACUACCAGUGCUCGAGCUACGGCUGCAGGCUGGCCUUCCCCAGCAUGCAGGAGCUGGUGGACCACCUGAAGGUGCACUACAGACCCACGCAGUCCCUCGAGGGCAAAACCUUCCACUGCCCCACGCUGGGCUGCACCGAGACCUUCCCCAGCAUGCAGGACCUCAUGGCGCACAUGAAGGUGCACUACAAACCAAACCGCUACUUCAAGUGUGAGAACUGCCUGCUGCGCUUCCGCACGCACCGCUCCCUCUUCAAGCACCUGCACGUCUGCUCCGACAGCGCCAGCGGCCCCGCGCCGCCCCCCAAGCCCGACAAGCCCGUCCUGCCUCCCGCUACCUCUGUCCCGGAGAAGGAGCCCCCGGCCAAGCCCCCCGAGGGGCUGCCCAAGCUGCCGAGCGCCCUGCGGCCCGCGGAGAAAGGAGCGGCGGACGCCGCGCUGCCCGAGCUGCCCGGGGCGCUGGAGCCGCCGGUGCCGCCGGGCCCGCAGCCCUUCCCGCUGCUGGAGCCCGGCCUCUUCGGGCCCUCGUCCUUGACUCGCUUCCCGGGGCCCGCCCCGUCCUCGGUGCCGGGGCCGUUCCUGCCCUACGUGCCCCCCUCGCCCUUCGGGCUGGCGCAGCCCGCGGCUCAGCACCGCCUGCGGCCCUUCCUGCCGGCACACGGCCCCCCCAGCGUCUCCAACGCCGUCUGGAAGAAAAGCCAAGGUUUGAGUGUCAGCCCACUCCUCCCAUGCUUUGGCUCAGGAGUGACUCCAGGGCACUCCUCCAACAGCCGCAUCGUCUGGGAGCACACGCGGGGCCGCUACAGCUGCACGCAGUGCCCCUUCUCCACCGCCUCCCGCGAGGAGAUGACCCUGCACAUCGAGGACCACCGCAAGAACCCCCCGCCCGGGCGCCUGGAGGCCGACAUGGAUUUCGGGGUGGGGCUUGCCCCGUUCCACGCCAAGCUGCCGCCGGAGAUGGAGAACUCCCUGUACUCCCAGCUUUGAUGCCCUCGGCUCCCACGGGACUCUCCUGCACCUCCCUGUCCCCCCCCGAGCCGGGCAGGGGGCACAGCACAGCCCCUGCCCCUGUGCUGGGACAGGCCCUCCCUGGGCACAGGAGCACCCCCAGCCCAGCCCGGGAGUUUCCCCUGGAACUUCUCCCCUUCCAUUUUGUUUUCGGGAACUCUCCAGCAGCCGGAGCCGCUGUGUCUCCCUCCCCUCAAGGUUUUGUUGCUUCAGCCCCGGGGGCUCUGCGGGGAGCCCGGUAGGUUCUCAGGAGUUAGUGGACUUUUCUGGAAUGAGAUCUCAGAAUAAAAAAAUGGGAAUUGUACAGGA
Molecule: messenger RNA, 1625 nt
Organism: Oenanthe melanoleuca
Lineage: Eukaryota; Metazoa; Chordata; Aves; Passeriformes; Muscicapidae
Gene: ZNF414
Product: zinc finger protein 414
Exons: 9
Coding region: 156-1295 (379 amino acids)
Source: RefSeq, a predicted model, not a curated record